Neolamprologus brichardi is the source of this 634-nucleotide messenger RNA. NCBI's taxonomy places the organism in Eukaryota, Metazoa, Chordata, Actinopteri, Cichliformes, Cichlidae. The record is from RefSeq and is a predicted model, not a curated record.
UUAAGGUGGACCACAGGGAGGUUAUCAUAGCUACAACGAUGACAGCUAUGGCCCCCCUCCUCCCCAUCGCAUGGGGCCAGGCAUGGGUGGGCGUGGUCGGGGUAACCAGCGCUACGGUCCUGGAUAUGGACCGCCACCGCCCGAGUACGGUCCUCACGCUGACUCUCCAGUUCUUAUGGUAUAUGGCCUGGAGCCCUCUAAGAUCAAUGCUGACAAGGUCUUCAACAUCUUUUGCCUGUAUGGCAAUGUAGAGAGGGUCAAGUUCAUGAAGAGUAAACCUGGAGCAGCAAUGGUGGAGAUGGGAGACUGUUACUCUGUGGACAGGGCCAUUACUCAUCUGAACAACAACUUCCUUUUUGGACAGAAACUCAAUGUUUGUGUGUCCAAGCAACAGGCUAUUGUGCCAGGACAGUGCUACCAGUUAGAGGACAACACAAGCAGCUUUAAAGAUUUCCACGGAUCACGCAACAACCGCUUCACCUCACCAGAGCAGGCGGCUAAAAACCGAAUCCAGCAUCCGAGCAACGUCUUACACUUCUUUAAUGCACAACCCGACAUCUCUGCUGAGAUCUUUAAUCAGGUAAAAAAAAAAAAAAGCAACAAAGGUUGCUAUCUGUGAUGGCCAAAAGCAUCC